Messenger RNA from Conger conger (European conger), 399 nucleotides. RefSeq names its product magnesium dependent phosphatase 1 (gene mdp1). Lineage: Eukaryota; Metazoa; Chordata; Actinopteri; Anguilliformes; Congridae. The record is from RefSeq and is a predicted model, not a curated record. Gene Ontology annotation, molecular function: acid phosphatase activity.
ACAAUAGCAGAACAGAAGUUCUCAAAGCUGCUGCCUCUUUCUCCACUUCACAGCACUGAUGAGGUGAGCGGAGCCAAUCAGCUGCUGUCUCUCUACAAGCUCGACCAAUACUUUUCCUUCAAAGAGAUCUACCCUGGGUCAAAGGUCACGCACUUCAAAAAGCUGAAGAAAGACAGUGGGGUGGAGUUCAGGGAGAUGAUGUUCUUUGACGAUGAACCAAGAAACAUUACAGACGUCGGCCGACUAGGUGUGCACUGUGUCCUGGUCUCUGACGGCGUCACAGAGAGGCGAACCAGAGAGGAGCUCCUGUCCCUACUCCCAGAAAAAAACCCUGUCUGAUUCCUGUCCUUACACACGCACACGCACACGUACUCUCUCACACGCACACACACACGCACA